Molecule: messenger RNA, 1487 nt
Organism: Cynara cardunculus var. scolymus (artichoke)
Lineage: Eukaryota; Viridiplantae; Streptophyta; Magnoliopsida; Asterales; Asteraceae
Product: allene oxide synthase 3-like
Exons: 1
Coding region: 1-1443 (480 amino acids)
Biological process (GO): sterol metabolic process
Molecular function (GO): iron ion binding; oxidoreductase activity, acting on paired donors, with incorporation or reduction of molecular oxygen; monooxygenase activity
Source: RefSeq, a predicted model, not a curated record
AUGAUUUCUUCAUCUUCCGACCACCCUGAAUCCUGCUCAGAUCUGCCGUUGCGAGAAAUCCCCGGUGACUAUGGCUGGCCGUUCUUCGGACCCAUCAAAGACCGUUACGACUACUUUUACAACCAAGGCAAGGACGAUUUCUUCAAAACCAGAAUUCAAAAGUACAAUUCCACUGUCAUUCGUACAAACAUGCCGCCGGGACCUUUCAUCUCCUCCAAUCCCAGAGUCGUAGCCGUCCUCGAUUCCAAAAGCUUCACCGUUCUCUUCGACAACACGAAAGUAGAAAAGAAGAACAUUCUCGAUGGCACCUAUAUGCCCUCAACGGCCUUCUUCGGCGGUUACCGUGUCUGUGCUUUCCUCGACACCGCCGAAUCUAACCAUCAUGCUUUGAAAUCGUUCUUCCUCUCGUUCCUUGCUUCGUCGCACAAGAAAUUCAUUCCCUAUCUACGGACCAGCUUGUCGGAGCUCUUUGUGAGCCUCGAAAAUGAUAUCUCUGAUAAGAAAUCGGCAGAUUUUAAUGACAACAGUGAUAACAUGGCGUUUGAUUUUGUGUUUAGGCUGGUCACCGGAGUUAAUCCAUCGGAUACGAAACUCCAAUCGAAAGGUCCAGGAACCGUGAGCACGUGGUUAGCUCUUCAGCUAGCUCCGUUAGGAACGGCAGGGCUUAAAUACGUUCCGAACUUCAUCGACGACAUCAUCCACACCGUUCGUUUGCCUUUUUUCGUGAUCAAAUCUGGUUACAAGAAGCUCUACAAUGCCGUUUACGAUUCCGCAGCUUCUUUACUGGACGAAGCUGAAAAAAGCGGGAUUAAUCGAGAGGAAGCUUGCCAUAAUUUGGUGUUUCUCGCAGGGUUUAACGCUUUCGGAGGCAUGAAAGUCCUGUUUCCGUCUCUCAUCAAAUGGAUUGCAUCUGGCGGCGAGAGUUUACAUAACCGCUUAGCUGAAGAAAUCAGAACCGUCGUGAAGGAAGAAGGAGACAUCACUUUCUCCGCUUUGGAGAAGAUGCCGUUGACUAAAUCCGUCGUUUACGAGGCAUUGCGAAUAGAUCCACCGGUGCCAUUCCAAUACGCCAAGGCGAAGGAGGACAUUGUGGUGGAGAGCCACGACGCGGCGUUCCAGAUUAAGAAAGGAGAGGUAAUUUUCGGAUAUCAGCCGCUCGCCACCAAGGAUCCAAAGGUUUUCAUAAAUCCAGAGGAGUUCGUCGCUGACAGGUUCGUCGGAGAAGGAGAGAAGCUACUACAGUACGUUUACUGGUCGAAUGCGAGAGAAACAGAUGCACCGACGGCGGAUAACAAACAAUGUCCGGCGAAGGACCUGGUGGUGCUGUGCUCCAGGUUGAUGCUGGUGGAGCUUUUUCUCCGGUACGACACUUUCACGGCGGAGGUCGGCACACUAGCACUCGGCACCUCCAUCAAGAUCACAUCGUUUACGAAGGCCACUUGAGUUAUUUUUUUUUUUCAUGUAUUUUAAUUGUGUGAAAAUUUUUU